AUGAAGGACAGUGGGCAGAUCGGCAGCAGCCCUGCGCAGCGGUCGUGCCAUGAAGCAGUGGCAAUUGAUCCAAUUUACGAUCUUGGGGACUUCAAGCUAGUGGGUGGAACUACCUUAAGACAAGCCAAAUUGGCUUACAAAUCGUGGGGGACGCUGAAUGCUGACAAAAGCAAUGCCAUAGUCUAUCCCACGUGGUACUCAGGGCGCCACUGGGAGAAUGACUGGCUGAUAGGUCCCGGCAUGGCAUUGGACCCUGCCAAGUACUUCAUCGUCGUCACCAACAUGUUUGGCAAUGGGCUUUCUUCAAGUCCCAGCAACACACCUCCCCCCUUUGAUAGAGCGCGCUUCCCUCAGGUAGCAGUUCAGGACAACGUUCGGGCGCAGCACCAACUGGUGACUGAGAAGUUUGGCAUCACAACCCUCGAAGCCGUUGUUGGCUGGUCAAUGGGAGCUGGCCAGACUUUCCAAUGGGCUGUCAGCUAUCCUGACAUGGUGAAGCGCAUCCUGCCUUUCUGUGGGUCCGCUCGCACCAGUGAGCACAACAAGGUGUUUCUGGAAGGUGUGAAGGCUGCGUUGACGGCGGAUGCCAAGUUCCAGGGAGGGUGGUACUCUCCUGGCGACCCUCCAGUGACGGGCUUGAGAGCCGCUGCACGUGUGUAUGCAGGAUGGGGAUUCACCCAGGCCUUCUACUGGCACGAGAAAUGGAGGGAGCUUGGUUACACCUCGCUGGAGGAUUUCUUAGUGGGUUUCUGGGAGGGAUUCUUUCUGGACAGGGACCCCAACAAUCUGCUGACAAUGCUGUCCACCUGGGCCAAUGGCAACAUAGGCAAGACCCCAGGAUUCGAUGGCAGCCUUGAAAAGGCCCUGGCAUGCAUCAAGGCCAAGGCGAUAGUGAUGCCAGCAGAGGUGGACCUGUACUUUCCAGUGGCUGACGAGGAGUAUGAGGUCAGCCACAUGAAUGGUGCAGAGUUGCGAGUCAUCCCUGGAGUAUGGGGCCACUUUGCUGGCGGAGGUCUUUGGGAUGAGGACACAAAGUUCAUAGAUGCCGCUCUCAAGGAGCUCCUGUCCAGCGAGGUCACCCACAUCAGCGACAUGGAAAGGCUGUCUCUUGGAGAGUAA
Messenger RNA from Coccomyxa subellipsoidea C-169, 1119 nucleotides. Its product is annotated as alpha/beta hydrolase protein. The record is from RefSeq and is a predicted model, not a curated record. Gene Ontology annotation, biological process: biosynthetic process. The coding region runs from base 1 to 1119 and encodes 372 amino acids. Gene Ontology annotation, molecular function: acyltransferase activity, transferring groups other than amino-acyl groups. The transcript has 9 exons. NCBI's taxonomy places the organism in Eukaryota, Viridiplantae, Chlorophyta, Trebouxiophyceae, Coccomyxaceae.